Sus scrofa (pig) is the source of this 6004-nucleotide messenger RNA. RefSeq names its product INSM transcriptional repressor 2 (gene INSM2). Lineage: Eukaryota; Metazoa; Chordata; Mammalia; Artiodactyla; Suidae. Gene Ontology annotation, molecular function: DNA-binding transcription repressor activity, RNA polymerase II-specific; RNA polymerase II cis-regulatory region sequence-specific DNA binding. Gene Ontology annotation, cellular component: transcription repressor complex; nucleus. Gene Ontology annotation, biological process: neuron differentiation; regulation of cell cycle process; negative regulation of transcription by RNA polymerase II. The record is from RefSeq and is a predicted model, not a curated record.
GGGUUUGUUAACUGCUGAGCCACAAAGGGAACUCCCUGAUUUCAUGUUAUUUAAUGGGAAACAUCUUAAUGAUGUUUUUUAAACUGAGUUAACCCAUUAGUGUUUGCUGUGAUCAGCAUAGUUUAAAAUGAAAAAGAAUAGAAAAUACAAAAAUGCAUUGUACCUAGUUAAGGGCAGGUAUUAUUUUGUGAAACUUUUGUUUCAGUUAUGAGUAUGUACUAUAAAAUAUAUUUCUUAUUGUGGGAUGUGAUCAGAAAAAAAAAAUUUAUAGUGGAAAGUCUGAGUUUUGGAAUUAGCCAGAACUUGGUUUGAAUCUGGGCUCUGGGUGACUUCUGCCAGUUAUGUAACUUCUCUUAUGGCUCAAUCCCCUCAUCAAAAAAGGAUAAUAAUGAUAUCUACUUCUGUUUUGUGUUGUGAAAAGAUUAGUAAUUACUUAAGUAAAAUGCAUCAAAUACAGCCAAUGAUUAACAAAUACAUAAUCACUUCCAAAUCUUCUCCCAAGUAAUGCUCUCUGUGUACAAAUGCUUCACUCACUAGAAGGAAGACAGGAUGUGUUAUUGAUGACUAGCUCUGUUAUGCCACAGUCUGUUUCAAAAACACAUUUCUCAGUCUGUUUCUCCAAUUUGGCUUAGGUAGGAAUCUUGAAAACAGUUCUUUUUCCUUCCUUAUUCUCAGACUAUACUUUUCUACACUAUGGAUUUUCGGCAUUUUAUUAUAUGUCUGUCACAUACCUUCUAAUUAUUUCAUAGUUCAGCUAGUUUUACAAACUUUUAAAUCUCUUCUGGUGCUUAAAAGAGUGCUGGAUGAAAAUUUAUUGUUUUUAAACACCCAUAACACACCUUUUGCAAAGUAUCUCUUAUACAAGGGGAAGCAGAUGUGAUCCUGAUUCCACCAGUAUUUCUCACUCAAUCUACUCCAUGCUAAACAGGUCAGUUAGGCACUGUCAUGUCUCUGGGUAGUACAAGUGGAAGGUGUGAACAGAGAAAGCACUUUAUCUGAGGACAGUCGAAAAUUAGAUCCUAUUUUCCCCUCCCCACUCCUAUUCCCAUCGGGGAGGAGGCAUUUAUAAGCCCCGAGGACCAGGGCCUAGAAACCUGGUGGCGUCCUGAGCUCCAGAGGCUUGCCAGCACGCACGAUCUCCCGCACUGAGAGCCCUUCUUCCCAGAUGAAUUCUCAUAGUAUCACAGACGCGCGCAGUGUCGAUCGAUACUGGAUGGCAGACGUGCUCCCGCCGUCAAGUGUAGGCACAGGGCGGUGGAUUUAGCAGCCCUGCAGCUCAGUCGCAGCUUCUCAUCAUCAGUUCGAUAGGAGAAGAGGAUGUUAACCCGUUCCCUGGCUGACACUCAACCGGUGACCGUAGCCCAUGGCCCCUUCCUUACAGCUUUGCUCCUGCAGGGAGGGGGCUUUUCCAUCAGACUCUCAAGCAUGGGGGCAGCAGGGUCCAGUCCACAAGGAGGGCACGGUGAGGUGGCCUUUCCUCCAGAGCCCCCAGACGGCCCCUGGAGGCCACUGACGCGGGGAGUGCUGAGCUUCCUUACACUCCGGACCUCACCUUCUCGCGUCUUCGCAUAGUGGGUGGCUGUGGGAGGCGGCCUUAGCGGCUGGGACCAGGCCGGGUAGCAGCCAGUGCAGCCGCCCGCCUGGUGGACCUCCUUGAACCCAGCCCCGUGAAAGCCCCGCCCCUGCACCCGCUCCCACUCCUGAUUGGCUGGUCCACCCAAAGGCGACCCGCGGUCCCUGGGCCGGUGUCUCAGCUAUAAAGGUGGCGGACGCAUGACGCUCGCAGCGAAGCUCAGGUAGCUGUGGUGUCGCUGGCUCUCAGCCCCUGUGGCACCCGGGUUUCUCCUGCCCCCAAGCGCUCCGACUCCACCAUGCCUAGGGGCUUCCUGGUAAAACGAACUAAACGGACAGGCUGCUCGUACCGAGUACGCCUAGCCGAGAGGGUCUUCCUGCUGGGGCCUCAGGGGGUGCAGCCCUUUCCCGAGGAGGCUUCCAGUGCUCCCCAGCCCAAUGUAGAGCGGGCGGCACCCCUGACCCCAGAUGAGGAGGCGGCCGGCGAACUGUUGGGGUCAUCCUGUCCGGCGGCCCGGGUGAGCCCAGGGGUAGGCGGGCGGGAAGGCGCGGAGUGGAGGGCCGAUGGCAGGGACGGUCUCGGGCCCAGCCCCAGCCCCACGAAGCCGGCGGGUGCGGAACUGCGCCGGGCGUUCCUGGAGCGCUGCCUCAGCUCUCCAGUUUCCGCUGAGUCCUUUCCCGGGGGCGCCGCCGCCGUGGCCACCUUUUGCUCGGUGGCGCCAGCAGCUGCACCGACCUCGGGGGAACAGUUCAUGCUGCCGCACCGGGCACCGUUCCCAGAGCCCGCGCUCCAUCCAGACCCCGCGCCCCUCUCCGCCACGCUGCACAGCCUGAAGCGGACUGCCGGCGGUGAGCGCCGUGCUAAGGCACCUCCGGGCUGCGCAUCUGGGCCCGCGGCAGCUGGAGUCAAGAAGCCAAAGGCCAUGAGGAAGUUGAGCUUCGCCGAUGAAGUCACCACAUCCCCGGUCCUGGGCCUGAAGAUCAAGGAGGAGGAGCCGGGAGCACCGUCCCGGGGCCUGGGGGGCAGCCGCACGCCGCUGGGGGAGUUCAUCUGCCAGCUGUGCAAGGAGCAGUACGCAGACCCCUUCGCACUGGCUCAGCAUCGCUGCUCCCGCAUUGUGCGCGUCGAGUACCGCUGCCCCGAGUGCGACAAGGUCUUCAGCUGCCCUGCGAACCUCGCCUCUCAUCGCCGCUGGCACAAGCCACGUCCUGUAGCGGCAAAUGCUGCCGCAGUCUCCUCAGCCGACGGGAGGCUGCCUCCUUCGUCGUCCUCUUCCUCCUCAGAUUCCGGGGCGAUUGCAUCUUUCUUGACGGAGGGGAAAGAGAGCAGUCGGGCAGAGCGAACUGCGGAUCAGCACCUGCAGGCCGGGGACAGCUCCGGGGCUGAGAAGCACCAGGACAGCGCCCCACAUCAAGGCCUCCAGGUGUUGUCCCACCCCGAACCUCCUCUGCCUCAGGUCCCUUAUACGGAAGGGGUGCUCGGGCGCCGGGUGCCUGGGUCGGGCAGUUCCAGUGGUGUCAGUGGUAUUGGGGGACCCGAGAUCUUCGUGUGCCCAUAUUGCCACAAAAAGUUCCGUCGCCAAGCCUAUCUGCGCAAGCACCUGGGCACUCACGAGGCGAGCUCAGCCCGCGCGCUCGCCCCUGGCUUUGGCUCUGAACGUGGCGCCCCACUCGCCUUUGCCUGUCCGCUGUGCGGAGCACACUUCCCAUCGGCAGACAUCAGGGACAAGCACCGGCUGUGGCAUGCGGUCCGGGAGGAACUGCUUCUGCCCGCCUUGGCCGGGGUGCCCCCUGAAGCACCUAGCCCAGACGGGGCACCCGACGGGAGUGCUCAGCAAAUUUUCUCGUGCAAGCACUGCCCGUCCACUUUUUUUAGCUCCCCGGGGCUGACCCGGCAUAUCAAUAAGUGCCAUCCCUCAGAAAGUCGGCAGGUACUGCUGCUGCAGAUGCCACUGCGUUCGGGCUGUUAAGGGCCGAGAGACGAGGAAGAUUGUGAGGCUGGCCUUUGAGGAAACAGAUCAAGGGAAAUUCUGUGGGGCUUUCUUCAACUUGCAAGUUUACUCUUUCCUUUAUUUUCUCUCCUAAAACUCCCAGUAGUCAGUGUUCCGCCAGAGGAGCGGACAGCGAAACAAAAUCCCUCUCUAGAGCAGGUAUGUAUAUGGUACAAAUGUUCUCCGUCAAGAACUUUUAAAUCCUUCUCACUUUCCCCAAGAGAAUAGGAUUCACCCCCACCCCCACCAAACUCUGGAGACCUUAACAAAUCCUAUAUGCCUUGUAAUUCCUAUGGAAAGUCGCAGAAUGCGUGCAUGUCUCGGUGUCUACAAAGGAUUCUAGCUACCAAAAGUGGUAGUAGUCCCCUUUUCUUCCCCCUCCUUUGCCAUCGCAGGCGCCUAUGUAGCUUCUGUCUCAGUAGGGUCAGAUAUCUUGCACUGUAUAUUCUGUGAAUUAAAAGUUAUGUGGUUGGUGCCAAACUUACAUCAGGAGGGUGGGAAAUGCAAGACCUGUGUGUGGGCAGGAAAUGUAAGAUGUUUGCGCUUUGGGGUGAAGUGGGGAUCUCCCUGUAAACUCUCCUUUUCCCAAUUAUUAGUCCACUCUUAGUAUUUGAAAGUGGGAAAUAGUACCUCUUUACUGGAAAAGAGCUGAGACACCUUCCAAAUUCUCACCUUUAGCUACUUUGUGUGCAGUAUUCAGGAAGAGAUACUUUAAACCUUUAAUAACUUUUCUGGAAAUAUAGCACUCAUUUCCUGAAGUUUGCCUGUUUUAGUAGGGUUUCAUCCAAAUUGUGUAUCUCAUAAUGUGUAUUAUAUAUGACACUAUGUUCACCUCAAGGAAGAUGUUAAUACUUUAAUCCACUAUGGAAAUGAAUGAUAAUUCAUUCAAUAGUCAGAAUUUUCUUUUUGGCAGCAACUUAGUUUUGAGUUUCUUUCUGUAAACCAUAUUCAGUGUACAUUCCGUACCUGUGCCCCAGUAGCCAGAGUCUGGGCACUGACUGACUGAGUAUUGCUUGACAGAUAGCCCGUAUUUGUAUGAUGCUUACCACCAAAUAAAUGUACAUAGCUGGUGCUUUGUUGUGUUCUGUGUUUGUCUUAAAAAUCUCAUUGAACACAGAGUAUUUCUAAAAGCUACAUUUCUUAUCUCCCUAUAGCCAGUAUCCUACUUUAUCUUAGUGACCCAUUUAGAAAGAAUAUAGAUAGGAGAAAUUAUAUUUUGUGAGUGUAAUGGUACAGAAAUAAAAUGGGAAAAUUUCCUUUGGAGUAUGGCUGCACAGUCUAAGCUCUGAAAGGCAAAGAAUAUGUACUAUUCUUUAAAUAUUAAAGAUGGUUUACUAUCCAAAAAUACCAACAGAAAAUAAUUUUAAAUAUUUUCUUCUUUUAUGAAGUGUUAUCUGAAGAUGAACAAAAUGUUAACUAUGCUAACUUCAUUAUUUUAAGCUGGUACUUUCACUCCAUUUUGUUACACAUUAUCAAUCCAAUAGCUGUUCAUUUUUUAAAAAUGAAGGCACUAUUGAAAAUGUGUAAGUAGUUACUUUAUCUUUUUUAAAAAUUACCUUCUUUUUGUAAUUCUUCACCUUGGUUGUGGGAAACUGUCCAUAUUGUUUACUCUUGUUCCUGGGGACUCUAUACAUGUUUAUCCUCUAUAUAAGCUUUUAUGGGAAAUUCUAGUUUAUUUUCUUUAGUUUCAUAUGCAUUUUUUAUUUAUAAGAAAACCCCAAAUUUAAAGAGCACAGGAACUCUGAAAGCUUGUUUUAGAAACUGUCUGUAAAAAGUUUUGCUCUUUAGUGUCUAUUACAAAAAAAAAGUAAAAUUUAAGAAAUCAAAGAAGCAUGAGGGUGAGAUAAAUUGAUGUUUUUAACCAAGUGCACUGGGUGGGGGGUAGUUUCUGGCUAGCUCGUAUGAACGUGUAAAAUGUGUUUUUAAUGACUGUGGAAGACCUCUGAGAAAUAAAUUGGGGUGUAGCUUAAGAAGGUAAUUAAAAUUCACUUUUCACGAUUAGCUAGGUUUAUGUUUUAUAUCUCUCCAUCAAUCACGAAGCCUUGUUUAUUAAGUCUGAAAAUAUAUAAAAGACAAAAGAAAUACAAGGACAAAUCAAUACUCAUGGACAGGAAAUGAGAAGAAUAUUUUUAUUGUAUUAUUAAAUACCAUCUUUUUUUCCACUGUUACAAAUUUGUAGAUACUACAUGAAUGAUGAUACAUAAUUUAUAUUUUAUAGUUUGCAGUAUGAUGUAUUUACACAUGCAGUUAGUAUCAAUGUCAUGCUACAUUUCCUUAGGAGAUGCCUGUUCAAAACAAAAUGUGAGCAGCUUAUCUACUGUAGGAAAAUACUUCUGGUGGGUGGAAUGUAUACCAACCUGUGACUGCAAAUUCAGUAUUAACAACAUCAGAUUAAUUUAGACUCCUGGGUUAUGUUCUUUUUUUUUUUUUUUAAAGUACUA